GAGAGAGAGAAGGAGAAGGAGGAGAGAGAGAGAGGAGGUGGAGACAGACACAGAUAGAGAGAGAGAUAGAUAUCAGACAGGCUCCACUCUGACACUACAGUCAACCCGAACACGCCGCAGAGCUACACGGACACGCAUCUCUUUGACUGGGAUAAACUGGUGUCGACUGGGAGUACAGACAGCAGACAUGGGGCGGAGUGUGUUCUGUCUUGUUAUGACUCUCGUAUCCCAUUGUGCAUGGGGGUAUGUCGAGGCUCUCGCUGCCAAUGCUGGCCCCGGGUUCACCGUGGCAGAGCCGCAGGUUGCCAUGUUCUGCGGGCGGCGGAUUCUCCACAUCAACAUCCAGACGGGCCAGUGGGAGCCAGACCGGGCCGGGAGGCAGGGCUGCUUCACCGACCCGGCCCAGAUCCUCAGCUACUGCCAGGAGAUGUACCCUGAGCUGCAGAUCACCAGCGCGGUGGAAUCCUCCCAGCCCGUCACCAUCAGCAACUGGUGCAAGAAGGGCUGGGGCCCCUGCAAGAGCCACCAGUUCAUCAUCCUGCCCUACCGCUGCCUGGUGGGAGAGUUUGUGAGCGAGGCUCUGCUGGUUCCUGAUCGGUGUCGUUUUCUGCACCAGGAGAAGAUGGACUCCUGUGAGAGUUACAUCCACUGGCACAACAUCGCUAAAGAGGCCUGUGGAACUGAGGGGCUGGACCUGCGCAGCUACGGCAUGCUGCUACCCUGCGGGUUGGAUCGAUACCGGGGGGUCGAGUACGUCUGCUGCCCAGAGAGGAGCUCCGGAGCCAGGCUAGAGGAGGCAGAGGAGAUGGGGAAAGAACCAGGGGUCGUCACUGUCCAAAGUGAACUGCAGAGAGCCGGAGAGAAGGUGACCCCCCCAACCUGGGAGCUGGUCCAGCCGUCCCAAAGCCAGGGGAAGGGGGAGGAGGAAGGGGAGGAGAGAGACGACUAUAAUUACAACUUCGAGCCAAACCAGACCCCGGAUUACCUGGACUCCUUCUACUACGAUCGCCUGACCGAGGGGAGCCGGGCCCCCACAGCUCCAAGCACUCCACCUCCCGAGGCUGCAGCCGUCUCCACCUCUCGUCCCACGGAUGGCGUGGACGUUUACUUUGAGAUGCCCGGGGACGACAGCGAGCACGCCAGCUUCCUGCGCGCCAAGAUGGACCUGGAGGAGCGGCGAAUGAAACGCAUCAACGAGAUCAUGAAGGAAUGGGCCGAGGCAGACAACCAGUCCAAGAACCUGCCCAAGUCCGACAGGCAGGCUCUGAAUGAGCACUUCCAGUCAGUUCUCCAGACUCUAGAGGAGCAGGUUGCAGGAGAACGGCAGCGGCUGGUUGAGACACACUUGGCCCGCGUUGUUGCAAUGCUCAACAACAACCGCCGGGUGGCGCUGGAGAGCUACCUGUCCUCGGUGCAGGCCGACCCUCAGCAGCCGGAGCGAGUCUUGCAGGCUCUGAAACGCUACGUCCGCUCUGAGCAGAAGGACCGCAGACACACGCUGCGCCACUACCAGCACAUCGAGGCCGUCGACCCGCAGAAGGCAGAGCAGAUGAAGUUUCAGGUUUACACCCACCUGCAUGUGAUCGAGGAGCGGAUGAAUCAGAGCCUGGCUCUGCUCUACAAGGUGCCCAGGCUGGCCCAGGAGCUGCACGAUGAGAUCCAGGAGCUGCUGCGCUCCGAGCGGGCCGACGCCAGUGAGCUCAUGACCACCUCGUUCUCGGAGACGCGCACCACAGAGGAGUUCCUGCCGAUGGACAGCGCGGAGGUGCGGGAUGAGGAGGAUGAUGAUGACGAAGAGGAGGAGGGGCAAGAGGAGGCCCUUGAGACCAGACCCUACCCCCUGCUCCCCCACGUCGCCCAGGACUCCCCCCACAACACAGACCAGGCAGACUCUCAGCAGAGCACCAAGAAAGCCUCUGCGAUGGAUGAUUAUGACUACUCUACACUAGAGAAGGCCAACUACGACUACGAAGAGAAGGUAACUGGACCCGUGGCUAUCAGAGAAGUGGUUUAUAGAUCCUCGGAUAUCCAGAGAGACGAGCAGGAACCCGACGCCUUGGAGACCUUCAACCACGGCGCCAUGGUGGGUCUGCUGGUGGUAGCGGUCGCCAUAGCGAUGGUGAUGGUGAUCAGCCUGCUGCUGGUGCGCAGGAAGCCCUACGGGACGAUCAGCCACGGGAUUGUGGAGGUUGACCCCAUGCUGACCCCAGAGGAGAGGCAGCUCAGUAAGAUGCAGAAUCAUGGCUACGAGAACCCCACCUACAAAUUCUUAGAGCAAAUGAACUGAGAGAGGGGCGGAGUCAACGGCCACGCCCACAGGAACCAUCUCACAGCAGGAAUAAUACAUGCUUUCCACUAAACUCCCCUAGGGACCGUAUCCAACUCCCUCGCUAAACAAAAAACGCAACGCUCUUGUGUGGAAACUGGCCUGCAAUUUCCCACGUUUCCUUAUUCAUUUCGCUUUGUUCAAGUUACAUAAAGGUGUGUGUGUAUAUAUAUAUAUAUAUAUAUAUAUAUAUAUAUAUAUAUAUAUAUAUAUAUAUAUAUAUAUAUAUAUAUAUAAAAUCUCCAAAUUCAUGCAAUGUGACAAUGCUGAAACAGCUAUAAUUACAGAAAGCCUGGUUCUAGCAUUCCUUUUAUUCGACAUUGCUAAAUUUGAAUAAGUCCUGCCUUAUCUUUACAAGUUUAUUUAAUGUCUUUUAAAAAGGAUUCUCCUGCUUAAAAAAAAAAACAAAAAAAAAAAAACAAAGGAAACAUGCAUCGUUCUGUUACUCAAGAAGGAAGGAGCGCGCUUUCUGUUUUAAUAUAUACUUUAUACUUGGGUGUCGUCCUAAUUUAACUGCAGAAGCAGCAGAUAUUUCCAGACCGGCGCUGUGCCGUCCGCGGAGACAAGGGGGCUGCAAAGAAGCAGGGCGAGUCUCACCACAAAAACCACAAAUAUCCCAUCUUCAGAUUGGGAUGCACUUAUUAAUAUUAUUAAUAUUAUUAUUAUUUAUUAUUAUUAUUAUUAUUACAGCACAUUGAUCUGCUGGAGCUCAUGAAGGAAACGAAUUUGCAGAAAAUCUAUUGCAAUAGGGUGUAUAUAUUUAGUUUUUAUUGUUUCUGUUCUAUACUGUAGAUGUAUGUUUCUUCCAGAGCCCUUUCUGUUUGUCUCUCUCGUUUUGUGCUGGCCUCCUGAAUCUCACUCCUGGAUUCAGUGUCAAUAUCUUUUGACUGUCAUUGGUAUCUUGUUAGAUUUUAAUGGAGGGUUACUGUAACGUUAGAAAUUGUAGCUCACUGUGUUCUCCCUGCAA
This is a messenger RNA of Polyodon spathula (Mississippi paddlefish), 3293 nucleotides long. It is a transcript of the gene aplp1, whose product is annotated as amyloid beta (A4) precursor-like protein 1. The transcript is spliced from 17 exons. Gene Ontology annotation, biological process: axonogenesis; central nervous system development. The coding region runs from base 188 to 2287 and encodes 699 amino acids. Gene Ontology annotation, molecular function: alpha-2A adrenergic receptor binding; alpha-2C adrenergic receptor binding; transition metal ion binding. The record is from RefSeq and is a predicted model, not a curated record. Gene Ontology annotation, cellular component: plasma membrane; Golgi apparatus. Lineage: Eukaryota; Metazoa; Chordata; Actinopteri; Acipenseriformes; Polyodontidae.